This is a messenger RNA of Anisakis simplex (herring worm), 426 nucleotides long. NCBI's taxonomy places the organism in Eukaryota, Metazoa, Nematoda, Chromadorea, Rhabditida, Anisakidae. The record is from the annotation of a GenBank genome assembly.
GUUUCGGGCGGCGGUGUUCAGAUGCCAUCCUCUCAGCACCAGUCCGGUGCUAGCACCCCUGCACCAGCAUUUGCGGGUGUGCCACCGCUAAACUCGCAGCCACCACAAUCGGGCGGAAUGAUGCCCCCACCACCUCAAAUGCCCUCGGCUCAGCAGUCCCAACAGCAACAGUCAUUCUCGACCAGUUCAACGCCCACUCCAAAUCUGUCCUACCAACCAUCCGGUGGUGCCUAUCAUCCAGCAGGAAUGAUGUCGGCUCCACCGCAAGGUGCAGCUGCACCUCCACUCGGCGCUCCACCGAUAAUGCCUUCCUUCCCGGUCGGAGGAGCACCACCCGGCGGUCCCGCAGGUGCCGGAGGAACUCCAAAUCCGUUCAUGAGACAACACUACGCUCGUCCACCAUUUCCAAACGCUUUCCAGCAGUAA